This is a messenger RNA of Andrographis paniculata, 861 nucleotides long. Its product is annotated as transcription repressor OFP14. Bases 1 to 735 code for a protein of 244 amino acids. The transcript has a single exon. Gene Ontology annotation, biological process: negative regulation of DNA-templated transcription. The record is from RefSeq and is a predicted model, not a curated record. Lineage: Eukaryota; Viridiplantae; Streptophyta; Magnoliopsida; Lamiales; Acanthaceae.
AUGUUGUCGUUCUUGAUGAAAAAAAUGCAAAAGCAAAUUCGGAAAUCGCUUCAGGAAUGCAUCUCAAAAUUCAAGAUUAUACGCAAACAGAUUCGGUUUCAGGCGUGCAGCCACAUCCGAACGGCGUCCUUAGCCGUUAGAGGAAGGGAGAGCGACGCCGCAACGUUAUCUGACAUAGACCAGUUCCUAUUCGAAAACUUCCAAUCGCUUUACCAAGAAGAAAGGAGAAAUGAAACGAAGGCGUACCUGCUCGAUUCGCCGAUGACUCUGAAACCUCCUCCGCCGGAAAACCUCCGCCCCUCCGACAGAUUCUUCGUCGCCUCCGGUUCGUCCAGCCGACUACUCGUCGGCGAGACACGCUCUUCCGCGGCCUACGCAACAAAGGAAUUCCGCUCGGCGGAGUCGGAGGGAGGAGUCGAGAAGGACUCGAAGUAUCUGGACGAUUUCCUCGUCCUUUUGAGGCAAUCGCGUGCACCGUACGAGGAUUUCAGGCAAUCGAUGGAGGCGAUGGUGGAGGCGCAUAUAGAGCAGCACGGAAAAGUGGAUUGGGAGUAUCUGGAGGAGCUAUUACGUUGUUAUAUGGAUCUGAACAGCAAGUAUUCCCACAAAUACGUCGUUCAAGCGUUCGUGGAUUUGGUUCAGUCUCUGCGUGAGAAUUCCCAUCGGAUUCCGGCGUAUCGUCCGCCUCCUCCUCCGCCACCGCCACAGAAUGAUAGAAGAGGGGGAAAAGUCUGAAUUCAAAAUUAGCGACUAAAUCAAAAUGAUACCAUUAACAGCGUGGCAAAGUGAACCGCCUUAAAAAGUGUACGUGUUCAAAAACAAUUAAGAAAAAAAUCAAAAUGAUACCAUUUGUAAACAACU